UUUAUAUAUACUAGCGUCUCACCCCUUCUCUCUUCACUCUUCAAUCCACCAAAUUUCUACUCCUUCAAACUCAUCAUUUUCCAAUCUUCUUCCCCAAUCUUGAAUUGGUGUGUGUGCUUCUAUCUAUAAAUUCCAUCGAAAAUUAAUGGCAAUGGCUAAUUAUAUUCUUGGUGUUUUUUUCUUCAUGGAGAUGAUAUUGAGUGGUUUUAGAUUUGGGGCAGUGGAUGGGCUGAGCAUGAACUACUAUCUUAUGAGCUGCCCCUUUGCUGAUCAAAUAGUUAAGAACACAGUUACAAGAGCUCUGCAAGACGAUCCUACUCUAGCUGCUGCCCUUGUUAGAAUGCACUUCCAUGACUGCUUUAUACAAGGAUGUGAUGGUUCUGUCCUCAUUGAUUCAACAAAAGAUAACACAGCAGAAAAGGAUUCUCCAGCAAAUCUAAGCUUACGAGGCUAUGAAGUCAUUGAUGAUGCAAAAGAGCAACUUGAAGAACAAUGCCCAGGCGUCGUCUCAUGUACUGACAUUCUUGCAAUAGCUGCUAGAGAUGCAGUGUUCUGGGCAGGGGGUCCAUUUUAUGAGAUACCGAAAGGAAGAAAGGAUGGAAGGAGGUCUAAGAUAGAAGAUACAAUCAACUUGCCAUUUCCCACCUCCAAUGCCAGUGAGCUUAUUAGGCAAUUUGGGCAGCAUGGUUUCACUGCUCAAGAAAUGGUUGCCUUGUCUGGAGCACACACGCUAGGAGUGGCAAGGUGCGCAUCAUUCAAGAACAGACUGACUAGUGCUGAUCCAACAAUGGAUUCAGACUUUGCAAAUACAUUGUCCAGAACAUGUAGCGGAGGGGACAACGCAGAUCAACCCUUUGACAUGACAAGAAACACUUUCGACAAUUUUUAUUUUAAUACAUUGCAAAGGAAGUCAGGAGUUCUUUUCUCGGACCAGACACUGUACAACAGUCCAAGGACAAGAGGCAUAGUGAAUGCCUACGCCUUUAAUCAAGCCAUGUUCUUCCUUGAUUUCCAACAGGCAAUGCUGAAAAUGGGGUUGCUCGAUGUUAAGGAAGGAUCAAAAGGAGAAGUACGAGAAUCUUGCCGCAAAAUUAAUUAAAUCCCAGUAGUGUUGGAUGAUGGGGUUAUCUAUAUACACAGUACCCCUCUAUAUAUAUAUAUAUAUAAUUGUCAUUUAGCUAGCUAGUUUACAUUGUGGGUUAUGCCAAGUAGCAACCGCUAAAUGAAAACUGAAAUAUUUUCAAGGUACAUUAUGGAAUUGAUUGAUGUUUCAGUGGACUGAAAUAACAUAAUAUAGCUAUGUUCUUUUACACAGAGGAAUAAACAAAAAUAAAAAGGGACGCAUUCUGUUAUUUCUUUAUGUCGAUCAUAACCGGCAAUGACUUGUAGCAAGUUUGAUAUGAAAAAGUAUGAGACAUUUUGGUUA
Molecule: messenger RNA, 1426 nt
Organism: Ricinus communis (castor bean)
Lineage: Eukaryota; Viridiplantae; Streptophyta; Magnoliopsida; Malpighiales; Euphorbiaceae
Product: peroxidase 47
Exons: 4
Coding region: 146-1099 (317 amino acids)
Biological process (GO): response to oxidative stress; hydrogen peroxide catabolic process
Molecular function (GO): peroxidase activity; heme binding
Source: RefSeq, a predicted model, not a curated record